Messenger RNA from Paramecium octaurelia, 651 nucleotides. NCBI's taxonomy places the organism in Eukaryota, Ciliophora, Oligohymenophorea, Peniculida, Parameciidae. The record is from the annotation of a GenBank genome assembly.
AUGGGGAAUAUUUGUAUACAUAAAUAAGAAAAUUAGAGAGCAAAAAUUAUUAAAAUAAUUGGAUAUCCUCGCUUGAAUUGUCCUAACAAAUUGAUUUUAGUACCUAGUAUUUAAAAUUUAACAUAAAAUUUGGAUACUUUUGAGGAAGACUUUUAUAAAAGUGAGUUUGUUUUGGAUUUCUAGCCUGAUAUAAAUAGAAAUCAGAGCACAAGAAAAGUUAAACUAGGGUCAACAAUUGAGGAAAUUAAUCGCUUAAACUUAAUUUAAUGCCCUUCUUUAUGCCAUAUUGAUGACAACUAUGAAAUUCAUCAGAAUCAUCAAUAAAAACAGAUGUCUAAAUAUCAUUAAAACAAUAACAAUGAUAUCCUUAGAGGUCAGAAACACAAUUAAUUAAAAAAAAGAAAUAAAAAGGUUUCACUGUAAAAAUUAGAAUAACCAAAAAGUAUUCUCAAAUCUCACACAAAAUAACAAAAUCCAUCUUAUAGUAGUUUCUUUGAGAAUAAAAGCCCGCAUACAGUAACCUUUAGCCUUGCCUCUAGUAAUUCAAGAAAUUCAAGAUCUUUAUCCCCUAUGAUAAAUGCUUUAAGAGUAAAUAGGCAACCAGAGGAGAGCAGAAGUAUGUCUUAAUUAUUAUAAUUUCCUUACUUGUGA